UCUCCUUCAUCAUCAACAAACACAAAAACGAAACCAAAAUCACUCAAACAAGACAGAAACAAAAAUGAGUUCUGCAAGCAAAACAUGGAUGGUGGCUGCAAGCAUCGGAGCCGUUGAGGCAUUAAAAGACCAACUAGGCGUGUGUCGUUGGAACUAUGUAAUCCGAUCAGCGAAUCAGUAUCUCCGAAACAACUUAAGAUCUGUUUCUGAAGCUAAGAAGCUCUCUUCCUCAUCAUUCGAUUAUACCAACAAGACCAAGCAAGCUGAAGAAUCGUUAAGGACAGUCAUGUACUUGAGUUGUUGGGGUCCUAGUUAAUGAAAAAGGAUCAAGAUUUGAAAAACCCUAAUCAUGGAGUUUUGAUAAUGUCUCUUUUAGGGUUUAAAACCCUUAAAAAUGUAUAUAAUUUGCUCUGUAUAGUGACUCUUGAACUAAUGAUUAAUAAGAUUUGUUCAAACUA
Messenger RNA from Arabidopsis lyrata subsp. lyrata, 458 nucleotides. RefSeq lists its product as uncharacterized. Lineage: Eukaryota; Viridiplantae; Streptophyta; Magnoliopsida; Brassicales; Brassicaceae. The coding region runs from base 65 to 316 and encodes 83 amino acids. The record is from RefSeq and is a predicted model, not a curated record. The transcript has a single exon.